GCGAUGAGCUCUCCUUCGCCUUGGGCAAGGAGGGGGCCACGCGACGAAAGUUGGCCAAUGCCAGUGGCUGCAUCUUAGAGUACAUUGGCAACAUUGCCUACAUGGCCGGCGUCCACGCAGAGCGGCUGCGCGCUAGGGACUACAUUACCUGGCUGAAGCAGCAGCGAAUCGGCCCCGUCUACAUUGACAUCUCGACCCGCAGCGAUGCUACUGAGGUAAAGGUGCCCCGGGAGCUUACGGGCAUCCUCAAAGGCACAACCCUAAGGGACAUCGAGCACGAAACGGACACUUUCUGCUUCCUGGAGGGUGACGUGGACUCUUCCGAGCGACUUUUGAUCUUUGGCGCAUCAAGAGGGCGACGCCAAGCCGAGAGGAAGGUGCAGGAGCUCAUCCGAGCGCGGCCCCCGCGCCAACCCCAGGAUGAGCUCUUCAAUGGAAAUGGCAAUUACGGCAACAAUGAGGGCCAGCAGCUCACGAAGGCAGAGAUUCGUACUGGCUCGGCCAUCUGC
This is a messenger RNA of Symbiodinium pilosum, 509 nucleotides long. The record is from the annotation of a GenBank genome assembly. NCBI's taxonomy places the organism in Eukaryota, Dinophyceae, Suessiales, Symbiodiniaceae.